AUGGAGGAUUUUGAGAUAGUUCGCACUGAUGGCGAAAUUUUAAAGCAAACAGAAACUAUACUGGAAAAGCUAAAGCAGGAAUAGGAAGUUCAAAAGAAGAAUAUGACUUAAGAGAUGUGUGUGCUUAUAGAAGAAAUGGACAGUUUGCUGAAGGAUAAGAGCGACUAAGAGAGAAACUAUAAUGCCACUAAACGUAAGAUGGAGAAGAGACUUAUUGAUUGCUAAGAAAUCAUUGAUACCUUACAAAAGGAUCUCAAAGCUAGCGAGAGGUAACUUUAAAAAGCUAGAGGAGAUCUAAGAUGUGCUUAGGACAAAUGUAAAUAAGUAGAGGAUAAAUACACAGAAUUACAAUAGAACAUCGAAAAUAGCAAAAAGGAAAGCUUGCAACUCACUAAAAAAAUUAAUGAGCUAAACUAGCUCGUAGAAUAAAAAAAUAAAAAAAAUACUGAACUAGAAAAGCUCUACACCGAGGAGCGCAACAAGAAUGAUGUAAACUCCUACUUAAAGGACUACGUUGAAUUCUUAGAAAGUGAAAUACAACUUGAAAAGAAACGCAAAGAAUCUAUUGAAUUUAAAGAUAAAGUUAUUUAGUAGCUCAACUAAGAUCAUGCUGCUGUUGUAGCUGAGUUGAAUGAAAAGAUAGCUGAAUAACUUAAGGAAAUAGAGUCUCUUAAAGUUACCAUCUAAAAGAAGGAUCAGACUAUAAUUGAGGAUUUGUCUACAAUAAUGAAGUAGCAGAUUAAAAUCAAUAUCCUAAAUGGUUCAUUGAGUAAACCAAGUUAGCUAGCUAUCUGCUAAACUGACUCUAAUCUAAAUCACUCAACUAAUUCUUCUGAAAUUAGUGAUUAACAAAGCGAAGUAGAGCAAGCCGCUGAAGAAAAAGAUCCUAACGUAGAUGAGGAAGAAAGCAUCAGCUCCCAACCAUAUGUUUUACCUUCCAAAAAACUUGUUCUUAUCAAUGAUCCCUCAAGUGCUACUAACUUCAUUUCAUGCAUGACAGGUCUAGAAGACUAGAACCAAAAGCUGAAAAAAGAAAUAGAGAGCUGGGAGAAGCUCUUCAAGACAAUUGAUAUUGAUACUUACUUAAUCUAAAUAGAAAACCAAGUAGAUGAACUCCACAAGAAGAAUAUCUACGAAAGCAGAAACUCAAUUUUAAAGAAACAGCUAGAACUUACCCUUAGAGGUAUAAGAUAAUUAUGUGAUUACCACUAUAUUGACAUGGAGUAUAAAAUUUGA
Molecule: messenger RNA, 1236 nt
Organism: Tetrahymena thermophila SB210
Lineage: Eukaryota; Ciliophora; Oligohymenophorea; Hymenostomatida; Tetrahymenidae
Exons: 1
Source: RefSeq, a predicted model, not a curated record